Ceratitis capitata (Mediterranean fruit fly) is the source of this 3010-nucleotide messenger RNA. It is a transcript of the gene Ciz1, whose product is annotated as zinc finger protein on ecdysone puffs. Gene Ontology annotation, cellular component: nucleus. The record is from RefSeq and is a predicted model, not a curated record. The transcript is spliced from 8 exons. NCBI's taxonomy places the organism in Eukaryota, Metazoa, Arthropoda, Insecta, Diptera, Tephritidae. Bases 171 to 2825 code for a protein of 884 amino acids.
UUCGCUGAAAGUUUCUGACGCCAUUGUGCUGAAAAAUUUUUGUUCGUGAAGAAGCGGUGAAAAAAUUUUGGUUAUUUAAGCUAUAUUAUAAUAAAAAGUGUGAAAAUUCAGCAAAGUUAUUGUAAUUUACAAAAUUGAACUGAAAAAUUGAAAACAAAUUCCAUUUCAAAAUGCGUGGAGGUCGUGGAGGAUAUAAUUCACGCGGUUCCGGCUCUAGCCGUGGCGGUAAUAAUUACCGCAGUAAUAAUUAUGGGCGCAUGCAAAACUCUGGUGGGAGGUCCGGUGGGCGCGACGGCUAUAAUAAUAACUACAACAGUAGUGGUAAUUCUCGUUAUAACAACUACAAUUCUGGUGCAAGCGGUAGCGCUGGGCAUUAUGAUCGAUCUAGGGAUCGCUUCAAUAAUAGCUCUGCUAGUGGCAGCCGUCAUGAUUCCGGUCAUAAAAGGUCUUAUCGCGAUUCUUCACGCGAUCGCACUGAUGAUAGGAAACGCUCACGUCAAGACGAUUAUAGACGUACUUCAUCGACUGGACGUGGAAAUCGUACUCCACCGCCCCCUCCGCCACCAAUGGUUUCUACAGCCUCAACUUCAAAUUACCGUAGCAGUGGUGGAGCUAAUACAUCUAGCAAUUCAUAUCGUGGUACGAAUUCACGCAACGAUCGAGAUGACUCCAAUGCAAAUUCCAGCCGUCAUCGCUCGCCAAUGGGUAUACAAAAGCGUCCCAUACGGACGGGCUAUGUUUCAAGACCACGCGGAAAUAUGUCAUCUUAUCAUCGUGGCGGCAUGCGCACUACUUUGCUAAGAGGGGGUGUGCGCAUCAUAAGAAACAACAGGAAUGAGGCAAACGAUUUGCGCAUUAUGCGCCGAAAGCUGUUGUAUGCCCAACAAAAAGAUCGAGCGCGUGUAUUAAAGAUACAGCGCCUCACAAGCUCAUUACGUCGUCGCAGGAUAGUGCGUCGUUCGAAGAGUCCGCGACGUUCUAAGAAGGACGAUUCAUCAGAUGACGAGGAGGAUAAUGACAAGGGCAACGAUAGCGAUAAGGACGAUAACAAAAGCGACACGGAGACUAAGAAAAAAUCUUCAAAACGCAGCACCAGUAAGCGUUCCAAGUCUUCGGAAAAAGGUGAUGAUGGCGAAAAAAGUGGUGGUGAUGAUGAAGAUGAUGAUGGUGACAACGAUGAUGAUGAAGAUAAUGAAGAUGACGACGAUGUCAAAGAGGGUUCUAAGUCAACAAAAAAGAGUAAAAAGGGUGAGGACUCAUCGGCUGAAACAGAUGAUCAUAAGGAUGAUGAAGAUGAUGAAGGUGGUGAUGGCGAAGCUGAGGGUGAUACAGGAGAUGCCAAUGGUGAUGCCGAGAAAGAUAGUGGUGAGAAAGAGGUAAAGAAAGAAGGUAAGAAAAAGGAGAAAGAAGAUGAUGAACGCAAGAAGGAUAAAGCCAAGAAGAGUUCGUCAUCGUUAUCCAAGAAAGACAAGGAUAAGGGUAAAGAAAGCAAGGAGAAACGUAAGAAGGAUGAACACAGCGAUGACGAGUCGGAAAAGAAAGAUAAGAAGUCGCACAGCGCACGACGUGAAGAUUACAGCAAACGCAGCUCGGGCUCACGUGUCAAUUUGACAUGUAUCCAUUGUCAUACCAGCUGCUUCACGUAUCCGGAUUAUCAACAACAUUUAUAUUCGCGCACUCAUAAAAAUGCGGUUCGUCAAAUUUCCCUUCGGCAAAAGGCUCAUUUGCUGCGUUUACGAGCUCGCCAACGUGCCGCACAGCGUGAGAUCGAGGAGAAUUCCAAGGAAGAAUACGAAUCCAAAUUCUGUCAUCUCUGCCGGCUGCAUUAUCGCCAACCCAAGGCUAAGCAUCAAUUGUCUGAACACCACAAGACAAUGAAAAAGUUCUUAAUGCCAUAUUGCUCCACUUGCCAUUUGGCAUUUAAGAGUCCAAUGCUCUACGAAACGCAUCGUUGCUCUUUAGAGCAUUUGAAGCGUAAGGCGCGUAAACGUGAUUCGGAUAGUGACAACAGCGAUGAAGAUACUCGCGAGAUCGAUUUGAACAAAUUCCUCACUGUCGAUUCUGUGGGUGAAAUUGAUGAAAUAGAUGAUUUAGAUGUGGAUGCUCUAUUGAAUGAAGGAGAAGCAGGUACAGAUGGCGAAGAGACUGGCAAAGAGCGUCAUCCCGUCGGCGCAUCAUUUAUUAAGAAAGUAGAUGCCUAUUUCUGUGAACUUUGUAAUCAUUAUUCAGUCGCCAGUGAUUCUGUUGAAGCGUACGCCAAGAAGCAUUGUCUACUACGGUCGCAUUUGAAGGCUUUCCUGCGUAACAAAGACGAGGAAGAGAAGGCAGCUAAAAAAGCUAAGGCUAAAGAAGAAAAGGAUGCUGAAAAUGAUAAAAAAGACGGUAAAAAGAAGGAAAAGGUUAAUGAAGAGGACGAUAAGGAUGGUGCUGAAGGUAACGGUCAUGAGAGUGGUGGCGAAGAAGGCGAAGAGGUGGCUGAAGAUAAGCUUUGGGAAGACGUUGAUAAAGAUUUGGGCGAUUUAUUGCGUGAAGUUGGACCAGAAGAUCGCGAUGAUGAAGAAGAGGAUGAAUCGGUGCUUAAUAUAGAUAUUGAAAGUGAAAAACCAAAAGUCAAGGAGGUUAACGGUAAGAAAGAAGAACCCGCUCCGACACCACCAGCACCAGCACCUGCACCAGUUGAAGUAAAAGAAGUUAAAGAGACAAAAACUGAAACGAAAUCGCAAGCAACGCCAGUUAAACCUAAGCCACAGCGUAAAACAGUAUCGAGUUCCAAGGGAACGAGCGCAUCUAGUGAAGCUAAGGAUAAAUCUUCCGCAGCAAAAUAAAUUAUGAACAUUAAUUAUGCAAUUUACAUUCAUAGUAAAUUAUGAUCAACUUUAUGUAGAUUAUAUCGAAUAAGUUUUAUGGACUUAAUAAUAUAUUAGUAAUUUCGUUUAAUGCUGACAAUGUAUGACCUUACGUGCAUAAACUGUAAUUGUAUUGAAAUAAAUACACAUGAUUAAUAAAUGUA